UCGGCCUUGGACGAAGUUAUAGCGGCAUAUUUCUAGCACACUCUGACGAAGUGCGCAACACCUUUUCAUUAUCUUUUCCUCGUUCUCUGCUGUGGCGACAGGUGAGCAGGGCGGUGACGUCGCAGCAGCCAUCGCUGCCGUCCCCAGGGAGCUUCAGCGAGAAUUCGCCCUAUUUCAACUCGCGCAAGACGAUCUACGGUAGCCCGUUUCCUCCAGUGUCCCCGGUCUCGGCACCCUCGGAGGCGCAAAUGUCACCGAACAAUCUGACCAGAAUUAACCAGUCUCGGCGGCAGUCCAGGGCGUCAAUGGCUCCGGCUGGCGGACUCUACCGGGGAGAAGAGGAAGAGACUAUGCUGGAAAAGGUGCUCGAACGCCACGUGGUCAACGCCACAAACGACGAGACAGGCCAGCGCCGCGGCAAGCCCCUGCUGUGCGCCGUGGUGCUCGUCAUCACGCUGCCCAUCGUGGCGCUGGUGCUGUUCGCCGUGCUGGCCAAGACGCAGAUAACUGUACAAGUGGACGCCGCAUGGGGCACGUACCGCGGCUCACACGAGCGUGUCGAAGGUGGGCUCGAGUGCGACAGCUUUCUCGGCAUCCCGUUCGGCAACGCAACGGGCGGAGAGCUCCGGUUCCGGAGGCCCGUGCGCCCCGGCCAGUGGGCCCAGCAGACCACGGCGGGCAGCGCCCCCUGCCUGCAGCCGCCGCUGCGCAUCCGCAACUUCUCCGUGUACGACGCGGCCAACAGCGGCUCGGAGGACUGCCUGCGGCUCAACCUGUGGACGCCCAGCAUCAACGCAAAGGGCCUUCCAGUGCUGGUGUUCCUGCACAGCUUCCAGUUCUACUACGGCGGCAACAGUCAAGAGUUGUUGCGUGGAGAGCUGCUGUCUGCGCUGGGCAAUCUCGUGGUCGUGGUGCCCAACUUCAGGCUCGGCCCACUGGGCUUCCUCAGGGCGAAUGCGAACAGCGAGUCUUCUCCCGGCAACCUGGCGCUAUACGAUCAGCGCCUGGCCCUCGAGUGGACGCGCGAUAACGUGCGAUACUUUGGCGGCGACCCGGAGCGUCUGGUGCUACACGGCUACGAGGCCGGCGCCGUGUCCGUCGGCUACCAGUUGCUCUCGCCCGAACCCCACUGGGUCAAGGGGGUACCCAGGUUGAUUCUGCAGAGCGGCUCUGCGCUGCGCCUCUUCAAGAACAACACGGGCGACGCCAGCAUCAGCAACGUGCGCUCGCUCCAAGUGAACCUCAAGUGCAACACGAAGGAAGAGAAGCCCCAGCUGGCACUCGAAUGCCUGCGAAAGGUCGAGCCCGAGAUGUUCGUACAGCGCAAAGCGCACAAGGACAUCGACUUCGUGUUCGGGCCCAGCUUCGACACCGAGUUCCUGCCUGCGCAUCCGAGCCAGUUGCUUUCGGACGCGAUCCACUCGAAGGAGGUGCUGCUGGGAACCGUCUCCGGUGAGGGCGUCGUGCUGGCCGAGGUCUACAGAAGCCUCCGGAAGCCCAUCAAGCCUAGCGAAUUGCUGGCCGCGUACGGCGUGGUGGACGUGGCACGGCUCAUCGCGCUUUACACCAACGCCGACCAAUGGGACAACCGCACUUUCAAGCAGCUGCUUGGCGACGUGCUGUCCUCGUGCCCGGUGCAGUACCUGGCAGAGCACCUGUCUUCGGGCAAUAACCGCGUGUACAGCUACGUGUUCGUGCACAAGCCGAGCUUCAGCGACUGGAACGAUUCGUUUCCGGCGCAGUACGAGGACCUGGACUUCGUGUUCGGGGUGCCGCUCCGCCGCGGACUGGGAACGCCCCAGGAGCAGGACCUCAGCCGCCGGCUCAUAAAGCUCGUGGCCACGUUCGCUAAGGAAGGGUACGUCCAUAGCACUGAGGUGUACGUGCUUUCGCGCAUACGCCAUAUUUACAGCAGCAUGGCGGUGACCAAGAGGACGCUGCCUCAGUUGCGCGAAGGCGCCGAGUGGCCCGAGUUCCGCGGCCUAGGCAACGACACGGUCGAGAUCGCGCUCGACGGCUUCUCGCUGGCGGCCUCAACACGCGCCGAGCAGUGCCGCCAGAUACGACCCCACAUCCUCUACUAG
This is a messenger RNA of Dermacentor silvarum, 2084 nucleotides long. Its product is annotated as acetylcholinesterase-1. Gene Ontology annotation, cellular component: plasma membrane. Gene Ontology annotation, biological process: choline metabolic process; acetylcholine catabolic process. The transcript is spliced from 9 exons. The record is from RefSeq and is a predicted model, not a curated record. NCBI's taxonomy places the organism in Eukaryota, Metazoa, Arthropoda, Arachnida, Ixodida, Ixodidae. Gene Ontology annotation, molecular function: acetylcholinesterase activity. The coding region runs from base 249 to 2084 and encodes 611 amino acids.